AUGGGUCGGCCUGCAGCAGCAGGCGGAUCGCGGAGGCCGGCGGCCGGCAAUAAUGACGACGGCGCGGAGGUGUUCGACUUCCUGGCGGCGAUCGUUAACGAUAUGGAGCUGGCAAGUGGCAGGGCCGACAUGGAGUUGAGAGGCAAGAUCGAGGAGCUGCGAGCAGUCUCGUCAGCCAGCGUGGCGCAAACCAACGCAUCAAUGGAGCAGAUGCAGCAGCAGUUUGCGGCGUUGAGCCGGAGGCUGGGCGAUUUGGACAGGAGGGUGACGUCAGCCAUGCAGGACCCCACCAUGCGCCUCGUGCUGCAGGGCAGUGCGCCCCUCUUUUCCCCGACACUCAGGGAGGAAAGGGAGAGAGUGGAGGAGAGGGGAACUCAAGGGGAUUUGGAGAGGGGAGGGGAGGGAAGUCGGAGACAGGGAGACAUGGAGAGAGGCGAGGGGAGUCAAGGAGUGGGGAGGGAUGAGGAAGAAAGGCGGGAGGGAGGUGGUGAGGCGGGGGGAUUGGAGGGAAGGGAGGAGGUGGAGAGAUUGGUGACGACGAGAGGCGGGAAGGUGAGAGGAGUGAGGAAGGUGGGGGAGGGAGUGAUGGUGCUGGGAGCAGUGGUAAUGUUGGUGAAGGCACCAGCUGUUCUCGAGAAGGACGCGCAGCAACUGCAGCAGCUGUCCGUACCGUCGUCGUUCGAUUACAACGAGAAGAUGAAACGCCAGAUGGCGAACCCGUACGAGUAUCAUCACGAGCUCGGAAUCUACUACACACGCGUACACAAAAACAUAAUUGCCGGCUCGCAGCCGCAAACCCCUGCUGACAUCGACCGAUUACAAAAAGACGAAGGUGUGAAAGUGAUUCUUAAUCUCCAGCAAGACCAUGAUAUAAGCUACUGGGGUGUGGAUAUUGGAGGUAUUGUGAAGCGGUGUAAGGAGGUGGGGGUGGAGCAUCACAGGCGGCCGGCAGUUGAUUUUGACCCUAACUCACUAAGACGUGAACUCCCCCGAAUGGUUGCGGUUAUCGCGAAAGCUGUAGCGGAAGGGAAAACUAUAUAUGUGCACUGUACUGCGGGUUUGGGGCGUUCGCCUGCUGCUGUUAUCGCGUAUCUUUUCUGGUUCUCCGAACCCAAGAUGGACCUGAACGCCGCGUACGAGCACGUUACAUCUCUUCGGCCGUGCGGACCCAAGAAGGACGCAAUUCGGGGUGCGACGUACGAUUUGGCCAAGAACAGUCCGUACCAACCGCAAUUCGAGCAUCUGCCCGAUUUCGCAUUCACUGACGUGGCGCAGUGGGAACGCGACCUUAUCCGCCAACGGGUCUGGGGAUUGGUUUGA
Molecule: messenger RNA, 1320 nt
Organism: Closterium sp. Yama58-4
Lineage: Eukaryota; Viridiplantae; Streptophyta; Zygnematophyceae; Desmidiales; Closteriaceae
Source: the annotation of a GenBank genome assembly